UCACAAUCCCGCAUAAGAACAAUCCGCUUUACUUUUAUAAAGAAUAAAUCUAAUAUACAAAUUUUUAGGUACAAUUAUUCCGACGCUGAUAAAAGUACUACAAACAACAGAGUUGCUAUGAAAAAUCUGAACACAUCAAUAUCUGGGAAGGCGAAUGUAACCAUUGCCAUUACAAGUUUUCCGAUGAACUGUCUUUAAAAGACCUUGGAAUCUGUUCGUUUUGUGAGAUCAAGCUUGAUUCCGAAGAGGCCUUGUUGCGACACUAUCGCACCGCACAUUGCCACAUGAUUACUAAAUCAAAGGUGUGGAAGUGCAACCAAUGUGUCGAUUCUUACACCACUGAGGAAGAGGUGCAGAUACAUCUGAAGACAAUACAAAUUAAAUACGUGCGGAUCGUGGGUGAUUGAUUGCACUAAGGAAUUAUCACUCGCGUUCCUAUUUCUCUUAUAAUCGCCAAAGGAUGUUAGAGAAAUACUUCAGUAACUUGAGACGUUCUCGAAUCGACAGCUUCGUCAGUCUCAUGAGAAUACCAACCAUUCAGAAGAAAAGAAUCAAGAGACAACAGACACUGAACAAGUAACUGAGUCAAUCUGUGCUUCAAACGCUACAAUUUCUAGUGAUACAGUGAAGCAUAGAUUCUGUCUUGAGACGUUCUCGAAUCGACAGCUUCGUCAGUCACAUGAGAAUACCAGCCAUUCAGAAGAAAAGAAUCAAGAGACAACAGACACUGAACAAGUAACUUGGUCAAGCUGUGCUUCAAACGCUACAAUUUCUAGUGAUACAGUGACGUGUAGAUUCUGUCUUGAUACGUUCUCGAAUCGACAGUUUCGUCAGUCUCAUGAGAAUACCAACCAUUCAGAAGAAAAGAAUCAAGAGACAACAGACACUAAACAAGUAACUGAGUCAGGCUGUGCUUCAAACGCUACAAUUUCUAGUGAUACAGUGAAGCAUAGAUUCUGUCUUGAGACGUUCUCGAAUCGACAGCUUAGUCAGUCACAUGAGAAUACCAGCCAUUCAGAAGAAAAGAAUCAAGAGACAACAGACACUGAACAAGUAACUUGGUCAAGCUGUGCUUCAGACGCUACAAUUUCUAGUGAUACAGUGAAGUAUAGAUUCUGUCUUGAGACGUUCUCGAAUCGACAGCUUCGUCAGUCACAUGAGAAUACCAACCAUUACAAGAAAAGAAUCAAGAGACAACAGACACUAAACAAGUAACUGGGUCAAGCUGUGCUUCAAACGCUACAAUUUAUAGUGAUACAGUGAAGUGUAGAUUCUGUCUUGAGACGUUCCCGAAUCGACAGCUUCGUCAGUCACACGAGAAUACCAACCAUUCAGAAGAGAAGAAUCAAGAGACAACUGACACUAAACAAGUAACUGGGUCAAGCUGUGCUUCAAACGCUACAAUUUAUAGUGAUACAGUGAAGUGUAGAUUCUGUCUUGAGACGUUCUCGAAUCGACAGCUUCGUCAGUCUCAUGAGAAUACCAACCAUUCAGAAGAAAAGAAUCAAGAGACAACAGACACCGAACAAGUAACUGGGUCAAGCUGUGCUUCAAACGCUACAAUUUCUAAUGAUACAGUGAAGUAUAGAUUCUGUCUUGAGACGUUCUCGAAUCGACAGCUUCGUCAGUCUCAUGAUAAUACCAACCAUUUAGAAGGAAAGUAUAAAGAGAUAACAGACACUGAACAAGUAACUGGGUCAAGCUGUGCUUCAAACGCUACAAUUUCUAGUGAUACAGUGAAGUGUAGAUUCUGUCUUGAGACGUUCUCGAAUCGACAGCUUCGUCAGUCUCAUGAGAAUACCAACCAUUUAGAAGGAAAGAAUCAAGAGACAACAGACACUGAACAAGUAACUGGGUCAAGCUGUGCUUCAAACGCUACAAUUUCUAGUGAUACAGUGAAGUGUAGAUUCUAUCUUGAGACGUUCUCGAAUCGACAGCUUCGUCAGUCACACGAGAAUACCAACCAUUCAGAAGAAAAAAAUCAAGAGACAACAGACACUGAACAAGUAACUGGGUCAAGCUGUGCUUCAAACGCUACAAUUUCUAGUGAUACAGUGCAGUAUAGAUUCUGUCUUGAGACGUUCUCGAAUCGACAGCAUCGUCAGUCACAUGAGAAUACCAACCAUUCAGAAGAAAAUAAUCAAGAGACAACAGACACUGAACAAGUAACUGAGUCAAGCUGUACUUCAAACGCUACAAUUUCUAGUGAUACAGUGAAGUGUAGAUUCUGUCUUGAGACAUUCUCGAAUUGACAGCUUCGUCAGUCACAUGAGAAUACCAACCAUUACAAGAAAAGAAUCAAGAGACAACAUACACUGAACAAGUAACUGGGUCAAGCUGUGCUUCAAACGCUACAAUUUCUAGUGAUACAACAGUAAAGUGUAGAUUCUGUCUUGGGACGUUCUCGAAUCGACAGCUUCGUCAGUCUCAUGAAAAUACCAACCAUUCAGAAGAAAAGAAUCAAGAGACCGUCAACGUGGAACGUUAUUGCGGCAUGUUAACAGACUUUUUGUGGCCACAAUUGGAUCGAAUUGGUGCCGAUGAUCUUUGGUUUCAUCAAGGCGGAGCAACGGCUCACACAUCUCGCCAAACAAUCGUCUUAUUGCACGCGAAAUUUCAAGACCGCAUAAUUUCACGAAAUUCAGAUGUCAGUUCGCCCCCGAGAUCGUGCGAUUUAACUCCUCUAUUUUCUUUGGGGAUUUUUGAAAGGAAAAGUGUAUGCGAAUGGUCCCUGGACAAUUAAAGACCUAAAGCGCAAUAUUCGAACUGAAAUUGCGGCCAUAGACCCAAUUAUUCUGGGAAAAGUCAUUGAAAAUUUUCAUGUUCGGUUGUUGGCCUGUAAACGAAGCUGCGGUGGUCACAUGACUGAUGUUAUUUUUCAUAGAUAAAUCAAUAAAAAAAUUCGAUUUCACCUCGUAGAAAGCGUGUCGAUUUUUCAACUAGAAAAAAAAGUAAUAGAUGACGCACCCUGCUGUCUUAAAAGCUGAUGAAAAUACUCCAGAUUGAACGGAUUUGUUAAUUAUAUAAGCAAGUCGUUCUGUUAUUUGUGUGGCCAGCAUCUUCAGAUGUUCAGUUCUGAUUUCGUCAACUCCAGCGCUUUUUUUAUUUCCUAGAGUAAUAAUGGCAUACAAAACAUCCGGGCACUCUACGACAGAUAAUACAAAUGAAUUAUCCACUCUUAUUUAUUGCAGCUGAACGUCAGCAUUUUGUUUGAUAUUAUUUGGCAAGUUGUCUCCUAUAUUUGAGAAAAAUUCUUUGAACUCGUCACAUAUUUGCUGAAUAUUGUCUGUUUUCUGUCAUGUUUUUGCUUUUAUUUCAUUAAUAUUGUUUUUUAAAUCCUGAACUUCAAGAUUAGAACGUAAUAACUCUCCCCUGAAGAUGAUAACAUAGCGAAAAACGUGUUGAGUUAAAAAAGCCGGCCUUGUUUGUGAUGAUCUGAUGGUUUGUACCCGACAAGCUCGAGACACAGAAGAAACGAACUCUACUGAUUGACCCUGUAUUUUUUAUUGUUAAUAAAACUGUUCAUUAUUGUUACAUACCCAAAUUCCUGAAUCAGGUAGCUUCGCUCUUUAAACUUUUACUAACAUAUGAUUUUUUAGGUCUAAUGCUCUCAACAUUGGAGCUAGGAAAAAUAAUGUGAACUCUGAAACCGUGGCAGCAGUAGAGGAAGAAAUUGAUACCAAUGAUUUGAGAUCAAGCUUCACAGGAAAUGUUGAAACAGUAAUUAUAGAAGACGAAAUUGAAAUCAUCGCAAUGGAACAAUCUAGAGAAGCAGACGUCAAGAAUAGAAAAAGUAUAUGCACAAUAAACAAUAAAGUCCUAGCACCAAAUAAGUCAAUGCUAAAUGACAUAAGUCAGAAUAAGGAACCUGAAACACUAAAUAAAGCACUAGCUAAAAUGGAAAAAACGAUUGAGGUGGAUGUCGAAUCUGAAGGAACUAAAAUAAAACAACCAAGAAAGAAAACAACGAUAAAUGAGGACCUUGAAGUAUCAAAUAAAGCACUAAAUCUUAGUAAGUCAUCCGGUGUCAAAGGACUUAACGAGACAAACUUCGCAGGCACAGAAGCACAUGAUACAACAGAUGAAAUCAAACUCACUGAAGUGUUAUCAAGUAAAAUCGUGGUAUCUAAAGAUGAAACAUUUCAUGCGAAAAAAGAAGGAACCAAGCUAGUCGAAGAAGGUGUAACAAGUCAGAUGGCACAAGAUGUGCAUAUAGACGCUGAGGUUCAGGAAAGUCAGAAUAACGAAGAGCCCAAUUUUGAGAAAAAUAAAACCCCUGAAGAUCGAGGACUUUCCAGGGCAAGUGGCAAAGCAGACAAAGAUGAAAUUAGUGCGAGCAUCUUAACCUGUAAAACUUGCACAAAAACUUUUUCCAGCGAAGAUUCGCUGAAAUGUCACGCAAACGCAACGCAUGCACAAUACAAUUGCACCCACUGCCAGUACAUGUUCUUCGAUGAACAUUCCCUUCAAGAACAUUUCUCACAGAAACACAAAGAUAUUUGGACGUGCGCACUUUGCAAAACUAAUGUCGACUGUGAAGACGACUUGUUGCUGCAUUAUCGCAACUCACAUGCUCACAUCGUCAAUGAGUCCAAAGUUUGGAACUGUAAGAAAUGCAAUGGAUUCAUUACCAAUGAGAAAGAAAUCGAGAAGCAUUUGAUGAGCAAGCAUGCGUUCAAGGAUAACACCUGUCCAAUAUGCGAUAAAGGGUUUUUAGAAGAAAAUUUGGUGAUGGAUCACUUUAAAGAAAUUCAUAUUGCGACCAUAACCAAACCAUCUUGCGCAGUUUGCAAAUUGAUAUGUGCCAAUGAAAGUCAUUUGGUGCUUCACUAUCUGGAGAAGCAUAAAGACAGAGAUCAGCUUGAGUCCAAGGGAGUUGUAGGGAAAGCUCCAGAAAUAAUGGCACAGUCAGAUCCAUCAUCAUUAGAGGUUGUUCGUCUGAUACAAGCCAAAUACGAGGCUGAACUGACACCUUCUAACAAAAACAAAAAGUUUGAGUGCUUUAUAUGCUUGAUGAAGCUCAAACGAGACGUGGCGCUAGUUGCUCAUUUGAGAGAAAGUCACAAUUUGGAAGUUCUACCUCCAAAAGGAGAGGACAAGAGGUGGUUCCUUUGCCCCAAAUGUGACAAUAAAUACGACACAAAAGAAUUGGCGCAGCAGCAUGUCAGAAAAGAACAUGCUGAUAAUUUCAGAUGUAUGUCAUGUUUGUCGUACUUUGCUUACCAAGAACAUUUAAAGAAACAUGAAGAAAGUAGAUGCACAUUUUUUCAUCGUGAUGGGAUUUCAGAAGAAUACUCUUGCAGGUAUUGCGAGCGAAUAAUGCCUCAGAAACGACUGACUGCCCAUUUGACGAGAUGCUUGCUUAACGGAAGGCGGUGCACGUAUUGUUUAGACUUUUUCGAUAACGAGAACGACCUUGAUACUCACAUGAACAUCAGGCAUCCAGACCAAAUGAAAAAGCUGCAGCGGAGGAACGAGAGAAACGCUAAGCGUGUGUUUCCCUGUCCUAUGUGCAAAAAGAAAUUCACGUCACAAGAAGCUGUGAUCACCCAUGCUCAACCAAAACAUCCAGCAAUACAACUGGGUGAUGGUCCUUUCGUACCGUUGGAGUCGGUAGUCACAACCGAGUAUAACUAUUUCAAAUGUCUCUUUUGUUCACAUUCCAGACCAAAAAUAUCGUCUAUCGUCGUCCACAUCACGAAGGCUCACAAAAACGAUGCUUACAAGCUGUCGGAUUGUGUGACCUUGAAAUUGUAUAAUCAAGAGUCUGGAGAUUCUCCAAAUAAGUCGAGCAGCGGAUCAGGAAAAAAUAUCGGUGCUUCAAGCAACUCACCUUCCAAGAGUCUGGUUAUUGACAAUGGAACUCCACCUAGACCAAGCGUAGCUGCUGCAGAUAGUCUUAGCUUGAAAGGGGCUCAGAGUAUAGAGGAAGAUCUGUCCAGACAUCCUGAACAAGAGAAUGAGAUUUGGGAUGAUGAGACGCAAGAAGCAUUACAAGCGGUCUCUGAAUCUGUCCUAUGCCCAAUGUGCAAGAAAGACUGUGAAUCAAAAAAAGAUAUGUUGUACCAUGCUAGAAGACAUCAUCCUGCUAUAAGACUAGGAAAUUGCUCGCCAGUUCCGCUAAAGUCUCUCCUAGUAACUGAGUACGUGAAUGAGAAGCUCCAUCUCAGAUGUCCGUUCUGUCCAGAAUUUUUAAGAUUGUUACCAGAUGUUGUGGAUCACAUCAGGAAGGAACAUAGGUAUCAAGCAAACCAAAUGUCCAACUGUGUGACUCUGGGAUUGUACGAUCCAGAAGCCGAAGUUUCCUUACAUGAAGACGAUAACAGGUUUCAAGACUGUUCAAGUCCUGGACCAAGCAGUAGUUUCCAAGGACCUAGUUUGAGCAGUGAUUCUGGUGAAUGGUGCGGAUUCUGUUUCAAAUCUUUCGAAAACCAAGAACUUCGACGGUCUCAUGAGAAUAUGAAGCACCCAGAGCAAAUGCUGCAGCUUAAGAGGAAGGUAAUUCCGUCUGCGGAAAUACCUUGUCCGAUAUGCAAAAAGGCUUAUAAAACAAAGGAAGGCAUAUUUCAACACGCUAAAUCCAAUCACCCUGCUAUACAAUUGGGGAAUGAUCCCCCCGUUCCAUUGGAGUCGGUCCUUUUAACAGUAUAUAAAAACGAGAAGGCACUUCUUAAGUGUCCUUUUUGUAUAAAAUGCUUCAAGGUCAUGUCACUUGUUACUCAACACAUCAACCGAUCUCAUAAAGACAAAGGCCCAAUGUCCGAUUGUAUUACCUUGGGACUGUACGAAAAAGUACCUGGAGAUGUAGAUGACUUUUUUGCUGCAGAACCAGAGUCUGGUCCCACUCUGUGUCCAAUAUGCAAGAGAGCAUUCAAAUCAAACCAGACACUCAAGAUUCAUGCCUUAGACAAACAUCCAGCGGUUAAACUACGAAGUGGUUCUGCAGUUCCUUUAGAAUCAUCCAUUACAACUAAGUCUGAAGCAGGAAAAAUUUAUUACGAAUGCCCCUUUUGUAUUCUUAAGUAUCCAAAAAAAGACGUUGUCAAGGGGCACAUCCUCAAGCAACAUGAGGAUCAGGUAUUCGAUUGUGUAUCGUUGGGGCUGUAUGAAGAACAAUCCGAGGAAGACUAUCGUGUGACUACAUGCCCUAUAUGCGGUAUGAACUUCAACUCAGAAGCACGUUUGAUAGACCAUGCCAAAACAAUACACCCUGCAAUACGUCUGGAAGAUGGCUCAGUACUUCCAUUAGAGGAAGCCAUCGAUGUUGAGUAUAUAGACAGGAAGAUUUUUUACCAUUGUCCUUUUUGUAACCAUAGAUCACGUUCUCGUAGAUUGAGGGAUAUUACGACACACAUUUACUCCGCACACAGGGAUCGCAAACAUCAGAUGCUUGAUUGUGUUUCUAUAGGAAUGUUUGACGAAGACCAUGAAAUGGCUUCUCAUCACUCAGUAAGAAAUGUAUCUGAUGAGGAUACUGCUCGCGAUCCCACGUUUAUAAGUUACCAACAGGAUUUCGGUCAUGAGAUCUCAUCAGAUAUAAGUAAUCAAGCCUCUGGAAAGGAGUACGAUGAUAUUGAGGCACCAAGAAGUACGUCCAACUUGAGGGCAGGAGUCUUAACAAGUGUCAGAGGCAGCGGUAUAUCAAGAUCGGGGUCACCAGAUGUAAGACGUUACCAAAAGUACUAUGAUCUCGGGGAACCAAUAAAUAGAGAAUACAGAAGUGACAAAGUCUUGACAAAUUUCAGAGGUGUAUCCAGAUUACCAGAUAUGAGAGAGCAAAACUUUGGAGCCGAGAGGCAUUACUAUGGUUUUGAGGAAUCGAGAUAUAGGGACGUCAGGUAUGAGGAAGUCUUGGCAAAUGUCCCGGGUCGCAGUACAUCGAGAUCUAGGUCACCAGAUGCAAGUGAGCAACAUUUUGGAGCCGAAAGACAUUACGGAGAGUACUAUGGUCCUGAUGCAACCAGAAUUGGAGACAAUAGAUGUAAAAAAUUCUUGGCAAGUGUCAGAGGUCGAAGCGUAUCGAGACCAAGGUCAUCGGACACGGCUGGUGAAACUUUUGGAGUGGGAAGAAGCUAUAAAGAGAAUCACUUGAGGUAUACAAAAAUAGGAAUUAGAGGAGAUGAACCCGACUUCAAUCAGUUCGAGACUGAAGAUGUGGCGAGUAACUGGUUUAGUAGACCUGGACCGAGCACGGAGGUCUUUGAUAUGGCGAGAGACUACAAACAAGAUGAGCGUAGGUUCUGCGAUGAACGUAGAUAUUUCGAUAGUGAGGAAGCCAGGAUCAAGACUUUUAAUGAUGGAAGAGAAAGAAGCCUUCCCCAAUUAAUGGCUUCUAGAGUAUCAAGUGCAGAUAGAGAGGAAAUGUUUAAAUGUCACGUUUGUGGAAGCGUUUACCUGUCUUACCCUGCGUUUGACAUGCAUAUGAAGAUUAAUCAUAAAAGGGAAUAUGUAGCAACUGGUGAUGCUGCAAUAAGAGAUCAAAGACAUCCCAGAAAAAACAGAAAGUGGCAUGGUAAACGCUAGUCGUCACGAAGCUUCGUAAUGUAGAUUUGAUUUCUUUAUAAAAAUAUAAAUGGUUUUUUGGGAUUGAUCCAGUACAUCAUUUGUUUUUUUUUUGGUAUAUUUGGCACAACAUUUCGCUAAAUUUUGAUGAUUUAUGUUUUGUUCUUCUUUUAAAUAAAUCUUUUAUAGCAGCAAAUUAUGUAUCAUGUGAGAUUGUUAGAUUGUAGAUUACAUUUAAUGGAGAUCAGAGAAUUGACCAUCUAUUAUUUUCCUUCAUAACUAAGGAAAAAAGUGUUGUUAAUGUUACUUUUUGAGAUGUUGUCUGUCACAUGUUUAACUACGAAGGCUGUUACAUACUCGGUUCAUACGUGGUUAAGGAAUAUGUUAUUUUGUUUUGGUUAGUGUUAGAGUUAAGUUUAAGUUUUUGUAGGUAUAGCAAGAUUGAAAUUGUUAUUCGCUAAUAAAAUCAUUGCCAAAAG
Acanthoscelides obtectus is the source of this 8981-nucleotide messenger RNA. The record is from the annotation of a GenBank genome assembly. Lineage: Eukaryota; Metazoa; Arthropoda; Insecta; Coleoptera; Chrysomelidae.